This is a messenger RNA of Sebastes umbrosus (honeycomb rockfish), 639 nucleotides long. RefSeq names its product scavenger receptor cysteine-rich type 1 protein M130-like. The record is from RefSeq and is a predicted model, not a curated record. NCBI's taxonomy places the organism in Eukaryota, Metazoa, Chordata, Actinopteri, Perciformes, Sebastidae. The transcript has 3 exons. The coding region runs from base 103 to 639 and encodes 178 amino acids. Gene Ontology annotation, cellular component: membrane.
CCUGUCAGGUUGGUGGGAGGAGACAGUCGCUGUGCAGGAAUACUGGAGGUGAAACAUCAGGGAGACUGGAGACCAGUGGGUGACCGUUACUCUGACUGGACCAUGAAGGAAGCAGCUGUUGCCUGCAGAGAGUUAGAUUGUGGCUCUGCUGUGUCUGUAGAACAGAGAGAGGAGUCCUCAUCCAGAUCUAUGUGGAGUAUCGGGUCUGACUGUGUUCAGUCUGGAUCUGCUCUGAGGGAGUGUGCAACAUCCGAAACCUCUGACUCCAUCCUGCAUCUCACCUGUUCAGACUCUGUCAGGCUGGUGAAUGGGACUAGUCUGUGCUCAGGCAGACUGGAGGUGAAGUCCAACCAGUCUAGCCGGUGGUCCUCAGUCUGUGAAGCUGACUUUGACCAGCAGGAUGCAGAGGUGGUCUGUAGGGAGCUUGGCUGUGGGGCUCCUUCAGUCCUCCAGGGAGUGCUCUAUGGAGAAGUGGAGGAUCCAAUGUGGACCAAAGAGUUCCAGUGUGGAGGAACUGAGUCUGCUCUCCUGGACUGUAGAAGCUCAGGCUCAGAGAGAAACAGCUGCUCAGCUGGCAAAGCUGUUGGACUCACCUUAUGGAUCUACUCUGAGGGAGUGUGUAACACCACGUUUCUCUAA